UCUCCUUCUCUGUGGCGCACGAGAUUUCCCGUCACACCAGCUCACACCUUCUCCUCAGGCCGCGCUCUCAUUACCUGCGCUGUUUGUUGAUGCUGUAGAGGGCUCGGUGGAUUGAGGUCAGGGGUUAUAACGGAAAAGAGUUGGAAGAGACGAUGCGGGAAGAGGACUCCUCCCCAGUAAUGGACAGCGCGGGGAACAGCGAGGAGGAGACUGACCGUCAGCUGCCGCGGAGGGGCGCGAGGAAGCGGCGGGCGACAAGGAGGAGCGCGGACGACGAUGAGGAGAGAGACGUGGAGAGUCCGAGCCCCGAGAAGAAGUGCAGAAAGAACUGCGACUUAGGAGGAGGCGGAAGCGCGGGGAGCGAAGGCAGCAGCAGCCCGGAGCCCUCCUUCGAUGACCUCCAGACGCAGCGCGUGAUGGCCAACAUCCGCGAGCGGCAGCGGACGCAGUCCCUCAACGAGGCUUUCACGUCGUUACGUAAGAUCAUUCCCACCCUCCCGUCGGACAAGCUGAGCAAGAUCCAGACGCUGAAGCUCGCGGCCCGGUACAUCGACUUCCUGUGCCAAGUUCUGCAGAGCGACGAGCUGGACGCGCGAGGGGCCAGCUGCAGCUACGUGGCGCACGAGCGGCUGAGCUACGCGUUCUCGGUCUGGAGGAUGGGGGGCACGUGGUCCCUGUCCACCACGUCCCACUAGAUGGAGGAUGGACCGGAUGGAGCAGCAGAUUGUCUGACUGAAGAACAUGUGGAUCAGGCUUCUUCAGACUCAGCACUGACACAGGAUCAGCCGCUGUCCGUCAGGCUGCAGAGGAGAGCCGGCUUUUCAUAUUUCCCAUUGCAUGGACUGUAAUGUUUGCAUGGGGAGCACUUAGGACAGACAGGAUGGAGCUGAAGAAAGAAAGACCACUGCGACUACGAAUGUUGUGAAAGCAAGAUGAGCUCUGAGGGACUGCUCAGUUUUGAAACACAGAGAAAAAUGACACUUCAUUCCACAUUCCCUGUGACAGUGUUUCACAGCAAAUGAAGUAUCCUGUAUUUAUUUUUCUAUACAUGUGCGGAAUUCCUUUUCCCCCCUCGCUCAAAUAAAAGUUAUUUAUUUUUGGAAUAUCUCAGAAUGCUGAAUGGAUCUGGUGUCUGCACAUUUUGAGUUUUGUAAAUAUUUGGCAGUAUCUUGAAUUAAAAAGAU
Molecule: messenger RNA, 1184 nt
Organism: Acanthopagrus latus (yellowfin seabream)
Lineage: Eukaryota; Metazoa; Chordata; Actinopteri; Spariformes; Sparidae
Gene: twist1a
Product: twist family bHLH transcription factor 1a
Exons: 2
Coding region: 153-695 (180 amino acids)
Biological process (GO): regulation of transcription by RNA polymerase II; developmental process
Molecular function (GO): RNA polymerase II transcription regulatory region sequence-specific DNA binding; protein dimerization activity; DNA-binding transcription factor activity, RNA polymerase II-specific
Source: RefSeq, a predicted model, not a curated record